Messenger RNA from Linum trigynum, 6982 nucleotides. The record is from the annotation of a GenBank genome assembly. NCBI's taxonomy places the organism in Eukaryota, Viridiplantae, Streptophyta, Magnoliopsida, Malpighiales, Linaceae.
AGUGAUGAUGGAACCAAAAGGGAGAUGACCCUGAUAAUGUUCAUCUCCUACAGGAAGCAUGUGUGAAAACAUGAGGCAGGAGUAGUUGAGCUUGCGCCUGGCAGUAGCACUUGAGAUUAUCCAGAGAUCUAAGGGAAGAACUCGAUCAAGAUUAAAAGAUCGAGGAAAGAAAACAUGAGUGAGAAAGUGAUGAAAAAUUCUUAAGCAAGGUGGCAACAGGCUUGUAGGGAUAGGUACAUAAGAGCCUCCAGUUGGUUCUGUUGAGAAGUUUUCAUACUCAGUGUUGAUCUUGAACUCUUGCUUCCAAAACUCAGAUGGAUGAGCGAUAUCAAGAUCUUGAGAUAGAAAUCCAAGGAUCCCAUUUAAAGCUUCAGCAGGAAUGGUCAGGAGAUGUCAGUAGACAAUAGUGGUGAAACUUCGAGUACUCACACCCUGACACAAAGGUUGGAGUAGAAGUAUUUCUCAUGACCAGGACAGGUAGGAUGGAGGGGUUGACGAAGAAGGAUAUCUCAUCCUAUUCCUUCUACGAGGAAAAUGAUGUCAUAUUUGUAGAGGUUAAACUCGUAUGGGUCAAGUUGAGUGAUGUGGUGGCGCCGUCUGUCGUUAAAGUGCUGGAGGUGGCGAUGUCUGUUGAUAACCACAAGCUCAUGAAACACAUACCCAGGAAAUGUAUAAACCAGUCUGUCAAAGCGGAAUGGUCGGGGUAGGUGAUCGCUCAUGAUUGAGAGGUUUGGAGUUUUUGGUUAGUGUUUUGGUGUUUGUGGGAAGUGAGGAGAAAUGAGAACGAGACAGGGUUUAUAUAGCAGAGGAGAGAAAGAUAGUAGAGAAAGAUGAAGAGUACCCCGCAGGGCAUAAUAAUAAUGAGUAAAUAGUGGCAUGUAUAAAGUUUGUCUUGGGAAGAGGCAAACAUGAGCCGUGAAGUUACUUUACUUCACAACCCAAGAGAAGAAAAAUGCCUAGAGGAGGAGAACCAAUAAGUGUUUUAGCUUUUCAGAUUUUUAAUUUGCUCAAGAGAAUUUAAGCUUAAUUCAGUACACAACUGAAGGAAACGUUCACUAGAGAGGGGUUUUGUAAAUAAGUCAACCAGUUGAAGUUUAGUAAACACUAAGUGUAAGCAUACAUGUCAUGCUUGAACUUGAUCCCUUAUAAAGUGAUAUUUUAUCUCUAUGUGUUUGGUUCUUGAAUGUUGUACUGGAUUUUUUGCCAUACAAAUUGCACUUGUGUUAUCACAACAUACAGGAAUAUUUUGAAAUUUAAAACCGUGAUCAGAUAGUUGAGCUUUCAUCCACAUAAGUUGAGCACAACAGCUUCCAGCUCCCAUGUACUCAGCCUCAGUAGUAGAAAGAGCAAUUGCUCCUUGUUUUUUGCUAAACCAGGACACGAGAGCAGGUCCUAGAAAUUGUAUAGUCCCUUAUGUACUUUUCCUAUCGACAAGACUCCCUCCGAAGUCCGAAUCACUAUAUCCAACUAAAUCAAAUGAAUCUGUCAUUGGACACCAUAACCCUACUUUAGUAGUCCCCUUAAGAUAUCUAAAUAUUCGUUUUUACAGCUUUGAAAUGGCUUUCUUUAGGUUUAGAUUGGAACCUUGCACAUAGACCUACACUAGACUGAAUAUCUAGACGACUGGAUGUUAAAUAAAGAAGAGAUCCAAUCAUUCCUCUGUAUUUUUUCUCACAGAAGGGUAUACUAGUUUCAUCCUUGUCUAGUUUGAGAUUAGUAGCCAUAGGUGUUGAGGAAGCAUUCACAGACCCCAUGUUAAACUUCUUUAACAUAGAUUCAAUGUAAUUCGUUUGGCUUAUGAACAUACCUGAUUUAGUUUGCUUGAACUGUAAUCCAAGAAAGUGAGAAAGCUCACCCAUCAUGCUCAUCUCAAAUUAUGCCUUCAUGGAUUCAGAGAACUUGGUGCAUAUAGAAUGACUGGUUGAUCCAAAGACAAUGUCAUCAACAUACACUUGUACUAUUAGAGUGUCAGAGUUUUCCUUUUUGAUAAAAAGCGUUUUAUCUACAUUGCCUUAAGAAAACCCCUUACUUAUCAAGAAGGCAGACAAUUUUUCAAUCCAAGCCCUAGGAGCUUGCUUUAGACCGUAUAAUGCUUUUGACAGUUUGUAAAGAUGAUCGGGAAAUUCAUGAUCAACUAAACCAGGCGGUUGAUUAACAUAAAAUUCUUCCUUAAUUUCACCAUUUAAGAAAGCGCUUUUCACAUCCAUUUGAAACGAAGGUAUUUUCAUAUAGCAUGCAUAAGCUACAAAGGAGCUUAAUAGAUUCAAUUCAAGCAACAGGGGCAAAUGUUUCAUCGAAAUCUAUUCCUUCUUCUUGUGAGUAACCUUGUGCUACAAGUCUAGCCUUAUUUUUAGUUAUGUGUCCAUCUUCGUCUGUUUUGUUUCUAAAUACCCACUUUGUUCCUAUAAUCAUCCUAUUAAUUGGUCUAGGUACAAGUUCCCAAACAUGCAAUCUAGCAAAUUGUACAAGCUCUUCUUGCAUAGCACAUAACCAUUCAUCAUCAUUCAAAGCCUCUUUGUAAUUCUUAGGUUCUAGAAGUGAGACAAAGGCAUACCGACCUGGUCGAUACUUACCUCGAGUGUGGAUCCCGUCAUCCAGAUUUCCAAUAAUAUGAGAUACAGGGUGUCGCCUUUGUAUGUGUGCAAGAGCAAUUUUCUCUUCAGCUGAUGCAUAUUUGUCUUUCUUUAUUUCUUCUGAUGGGUCAUUGAUGACUCGAUAUUUUCACAUGUUUUCCCCUUUGUUUCUUGAUCGUUUGAGCUUUAAUUAUCGCGUCUUUGGCCUAUUUUAUGCUAGGUUGUGUUCCUUUGUCACAUUUCAGGUCCUAGCACCUAAAGUGAAGCAUAGGCGCAAGUUUCAAGUCAAUCAGAGAUCAAUUGGCGAGUCGGGAGAAGAAACUCGGGCAUGACCUGAAUAAGAAUGGAUUUCUACCUCACUUUAUGGACAAAGAAUCAUGCAAGCUUGUCAUUAAAAGAAAGAGGACGAGACUACGAGCGUCUGGGAUCAAACGGCGACUGAUUCGGAGUCCGGACGAGGGAGAAACGAAGCAUUGAAUAUAGGGGAACAGGUAAGGCAGUGAAAACACGGGCGCGCCUAAAUCAAAACACGGCCGUGCCCAUAUUUAGGCACGACCGUGUUUUGGCCAACGCGUGCGGGCGUGUUUUUAACACGGGGCAAAACACGGGCGGUCAAAAGCAAAGCACGGCUGUGCCCUCGACCGUGUUUUGCCCAGAAUCAGGUUUUUUAACGCAAAUUAGAGCCAAAGGAGAGGGAGAGCUGGGUUUUGGAUCCCAAACACCCAAGGGACGAACCAAAGAGAGAAAGGGCGAUCUGAGGGCAUUCUAAGAGUGAAAUUGGAGGAUUUCUUUGCCUUGGAAGCUCGAGGAACAAGCCCGGACUUGAAGAUUGAUCAUCUGAAGAUUCUUACUGCAGUCUCUCUCUUCUCUAUGGAGUAACUUCCCUUCACUUAGGUUUUGAGGAACCCUAGCUAUGUUUGUUUGAUUGGAUGAUUGUAUGAGUACUCUGACUUGAUAAUCUUGAGUUCAUAUUCAAUCUAUGCAUGUUUUCAUGAUUCAAUUCCGCUUUAGUCGAGAUUAUUGAUUCUGCUUUGAUCCUAUGAGAGGGAAUACCUGAUUAGGUCAAUAGAGCACCAUAGAUUGAUAGUAGUGGAUCGAUUACUUUAGUUGAGGGUUGAUUCACUGCUUUGUAUCGAUUGAGAACCUCUUUCGAUAGAGGGAGUCUAAUUCAGAACGCCUUGAUCAGUUGUUCUAGAGAAGGAUACGUCCCUCUAGGCAAUUGACUCAAGAGGGCCUUGUUCCUUUAGUCGAGACUCAAGGUCUAGUCGAGGAUUCUCCGCAUUGUGAAUGAAAGUGAAACAAGUUAGAAAUCAUCAAUCGUUAAUCUGGCUAGUGGCUAGGGGGAAUCAUACCUAAGUGAGUUCCCAACCUGUAAUUAGAUUAACUUUAACUAUAGUUUGCUAGAGUAGUUUUAGUUCUUCCUUAUUAAUUUGGUUUGCUAAAUAAUAAACUGAAGCUGAGUACUAGUAACUCUAGAGACCCGUGGAUUCGAUAUUUAUCACUUGAGCCACUAUACUGCAGUCCCUUCCAUUGGUUACACUUGGCCAUUGUUAGGUGUUGUGUUUUAGCGAGUCAAGUUUUUGGCGCCGUUGCCGGGGACUUUCUAGAGUAUUAGGAAAGGCAGAAGUUUGUUACUUUAGCGUUUUUCUUUUCUUUUCCACCCUUGCUUUUCACUUGGGUGUUUUUGUUUUUGUUGGUGCAGAUCUGAAUCAUGGAUCCUCUUGGCUUCUCCAACAAUUGGGGGUAUCCACCACCACCCGAGUGGUAUUACCCCGAGACUCCCUGGAGCAAUCAAGGAGGAGAAGACUAUGGAUUCGGGUUCCAGUACCAAACCCCUUACUACGGAGAACAACCGGACCCCUGGGCAUAUCCAGAACAACCUCAUUAUCAAGAAGAAUUUCUCCCACAACCAGAAGGGCCAUCGGCGCUGGAGUUACUCAUGGAGCAGUUUGCUCGAGACUGUGAGAGAACAUGCUCCAGGAUGGAUCAGUGUGUCCAGGCCUAUCGUGAAACAGAUGAGAUCCUCCUGAGCCUUAAGAUGAGCGUUGAUGAUCUUGAGCGAUCUUUGGCACAACCUGCUCCAGAUCACAAUUCUGCUACCAUACAAGAAGAGGAGGAGGAAGAGGAAGGCUACAAGGACAUUGUGGAGCACACUAAAGUUGUCACGGAGAGCUCCCGUGAUGAUCAUGAUUCGGAGUGUCCUGUCGUAGCCGACCACACCUUCCCAUAUCCCAAACUGAGCUUUGAAGAGGCGGGCAUGAGUGAGGAGAAGCAAGAAGAUCUCAUGAAAGAAAUUGCUUGGCAACUUGCUCUCCAAUCCGUGCUAGAAGAAGAAGAGCAAGAAAGGGUGCAGAAAGAAGUUGUAGAGGAUGACGAAAGUGAAGCUAGAGGAGUUCUUGAUCAUUUCCCAGGGGUGAUACCACAUGAAGAAGGAAGGGAGGUUGAAGAAGCAAUUGGCGUCCAGGCUGAGGACGGAGUUAAGGUGGAAGAGGCUUGCACCGGCCAUGAGUUACAUGUGAUAUCUCCACCAAACUUCGAGGAAUUGCUUAGCAAGGACCCAUUUGCAGUGUCUCUUUGCCAGACCAAGGUCACAUCAACAUCGGUCCCUCUUGGUGGACGCGAUGGUGGUCAAUCGAUGCUGUCAUAUCUGGUUUGGGGCAACGAGACGAGAGAAGAGAAGAAGAGGUCUCGAGGGUGGAGACUUCAUCUGUAUCAAGUACAUGAGCCUUCAUCACCUGCCACACCACAUGCUCGUGACUUGAGACUCCACCUCAUCGACGAGAACCUCAACUUCAAGGAGGUUUUGGGGUGGACCGAAACUUAGGAGCCAUCGUCCGGCUCAUGACGUGAAAGAAGCGCUUGUUGGGAGGCAACCCAACCAGUCGGUUUGCAUUUCUUUCUCUUUUUCUCCUCGGUUGAGUCAGUUUUUUAUUUGAUUUUAGAGUCAAUAACUCAACCUUUGUGAGAUUCUGUGUUGUGUUUGUGUUCUGACCACUCUCUCCUCCGGGAAUACACCGCCUGCCCCGUCCACCAUCAUUCACCCUUGAUCUGGUAACUUCGUUCUACCCUCCUUAUCUUUCCUCCAUUGAGGACAAUGUCGUGCUUAAGUGUGGGGGGAUGUUCGAUUAUGAAUGCGUGUGAAUGUUUUGCUGUUUGUGUGCUUGGAGCCUAGUCCACUGUCCAAAUUACGAUUUGAGGGCUCCAAGUACUUGUUCCUUGCAAUUGCCUGCUCAGUAUGCUUUGAAUUGACAGUCUUUAUAGUAAUAUGCAACCUAGGGAGGUAGUGUAGCACUAUGGAGGAUGUUGAUGCAUUUAAGAAGUCUCAUUUCUUCUUCAUAUUGUGUUGGUUGAUUGUGUGAAUUAGUGAUAUUAGGACCCUUGAAUUGUGUGGUGUUGUGGACUCUAUGCCUGUCAUGGACUCCUGUAUCAUGUUUUGAAAUAAAAGGUGCUCGAUAAUGUGCUUUAAAAUAACGUCUCCCGUGCGAAUAGGGCGAAAGUGUGUAAGGGGAGACGGGAAUUCGUUCCCAAUUUCCACCUACUACCUCCAGCCCUCUUACAUUCCUUUUCCCCGCACGAGGCUCGAGACAUUUGCUUCCGGCAUGGCCGGUAACAGCCGGGUUCCCGAAAAACCUUUGCUAGGUGGGAGCCCCAUUUUCUGAAAAUCGGGUUGGAACCCUUGUAAAAGAAAGAAAAAAAAAGAGAACAAAAGAAAAGGAAAAAAAAGGGGGUUCCAACCGUCUUCAAAAAGAAAAUAAGAGCACCUUGAAAAAUGUGAGUCCAUGAUCUUUUGUUUUUGAGAGUCUCUUCGUCCACGAUUCAUUUUUCCUCUGAUCACUAUUUGCCAUGAUGCCGACUCGAGACUAGCGUUCUCGCCGAAGAAGCUAUGAGAUGACUUGUGCGUCGGUUGACCUCGUAAGCUGCUAAAUGAUCUAGAAAAUCCUCUAUCAAGGAUUGAGGGUGCAUGUUGCUAUAGAGGUCUGGAGAGCUGCAUUGGUUUGAGUUAGGUUUGCUUGGGGACAAGCAAACGGUUAAGUGUGGGGGGAUUUGAUGACUCGAUAUUUUCACAUGUUUUCCCCUUUGUUUCUUGAUCGUUUGAGCUUUAAUUAUCGCGUCUUUGGCCUAUUUUAUGCUAGGUUGUGUUCCUUUGUCACAUUUCCGGUCCUAGCACCUAAAGUGAAGCAUAGGCGCAAGUUUCAAGUCAAUCAGAGAUCAAUUGGCGAGUCGGGAGAAGAAACUCGGGCAUGACCUGAAGAAGAAUGGAUUUCUACCUCACUUUAUGGACAAAGAAUCAUGCAAGCUUGUCAUUAAAAGAAAGAGGACGAGACUACGAGCGUGUGGGAUCAAACGGCGACUGAUUCGGAGUCCGGACGAGGGAGAAACGAAGCAUUGAAUAUAGGGGAACAGGUUCG